GGAGAGAGAAAUCGAGGGAAGUGGGCGGAGUUACGGUUGAGAGUGGGCGGACACGCGCACCGUUCCAUUACACGGCUCCGUUUCUCUCGGUCGCGCUCAGUGCAGCAGGAUCUGAGGAAACUCUCGGUACUCUCCCGUGUCUCGGAUACUUUACGGUCCCACAGACGGAGCUCCAAUCACUCGUUCCGUUUGGAACCGAGGACUCUCCCACGUUUUAAGAUGAUGUUGAGUCUAGGUUUGUUCGUGUCUCUGGUGGGUUUGACGGUGUCCGUUACCGGCAGCAGUGACGGGAACCCGCUGGACAAUGAUAAGUGGAUGAGCACCGUGUCCCAGUACGACAAGAGCAAAUACUGGAACAAAUUCCGCGACGACGAUUACUUCAGAACCUGGAACCCAAACAAAGCACAAGACCAAGAACAUGCACCAAACCAACGGACCGAACUGAACCAUAAAUCACACUCAAAGACCAAGAGCAGAACUACUGAUGGGCUGGACAGCACUAAAGACCCCUGCAUGAAGGUUCACUGUCCUCCUCACAAAGUGUGUGUGAGUCACGACUACCAGACCGCCAUCUGCACCAAUCACAAGCCAGCUCAGCACAGUGUUAAAGCCAAAAAAGGAAAUAUCCCUCAUAAGCGUUGGAUGGGAGCUGUGAAUCAUGGGAAAUGUAGGCCAUGUCCUGUUGUUCACUCCAGUUUGGUGUGCGGUUCUGACGGACACACGUAUGCCUCAAAGUGUAAGCUGGAGUUCCAGGCCUGCAGCUCUGGGAAGAGUCUGUCUGCGAAGUGUGAGGGUCCGUGCCCUUGCCUGCCCGGACAGGAAGUCAUUAAACCACACACAGAGAAGAACGGGUGCACUGAUGCUGAUCUGAGAAGUUUAGCCUCCAGACUCAAAGACUGGUUUGGGGUGUUACACACAGACGCAAACCGAGACCUGAAGACCAGCACCAGUGAAGCUGCACAAGGACGUUUCGACACAAGCAUUUUACCCAUCUGUAAAGAUUCUCUCGGCUGGAUGUUCAACAAGCUGGACAUGAACUAUGACCUCCUCCUCGACCAAUCAGAGCUCAGUGCUAUUUACCUGGACAAAUACGAGCUGUGCAUGAGGCCGCUGUUCAACUCCUGCGACUCCUUUAAAGAUGGAAAACUGUCCAACAACGAGUGGUGCUACUGCUUCCAGAAACCCGAUGGCAUGCCAUGUCAGAACGAGAUGAACAAGAUUCACUCUCAGAGCCGAAGGAAGACUCUGUUAGGAGUGUAUGUGCCGCGCUGCACUGAGGACGGUUAUUUUAAGGCCACUCAGUGUCAUGGCAGCACCGGUCAGUGCUGGUGUGUGGACAAAUACGGCAAUGAGCUCGCAGGAUCCCGCAGACAGGGCAACCCUACCUGUGAGGAGGAUCAGGAGACAUCUGGAGAUUUCGGCAGCGGCGGCGGCGCAGUCAUUCUACUUGACGACCAAGAGGAAGAAGAGUCUGCACAGAGUGGGCGUAGCCGACAGAAAGAGAGGCGGGGUCGACUCCACCCCCGCGGGGCCAUCGAAGACGACGAAGACGGAGAGGACGACGAGUUUGGCUACGUCUGGUAGCUCCGCCCACCCAUCUUCCGCUAAUUAACCAGGGACCCAUGUUAAAAAAUGCACAGUUCUGAAGCCAUUCCAGCUCCGCCCCCUUGGACACACACACACACACGCCCCCUUUUUCCAGCCCCGCCCUCAUUGUAGAUCUGAACUCAUUCAUUCUCUCUGUCUUUCUUAAGCCUCCUCCUCAUGUUCUGUCCUCUGUUUUUUUAAAACUCCCGCUCGCUCUUGUGUUGUAGACGCCUCUCGGGGGCUCUAGAUGGUAGACGUGCAUGACAAGAUCGUUCAGGCUCCUCAACACUUCUACAUAAGAUCUUUUUAAACAGGGGUUAGGUCUCAGUGGCAGUAUGCAUGAACGCCACUGCAGAAGAUGACGUCUGAGAUCUUCAAGGGUGAGGAUCAGGUGGGCUUAAAGUCAAACGCGCACUACACGACUGAAGCUCAUCAAUGAUUCAUGUCAUAAAUCUGCCACUGGAGGAUGGAGAUCGAAGGGAAAUCACAGCGCAUAUGUUCUGUUUGCUGCGAGGCACGUUGUUAAUAUUUACAGAUGCUACGAUAAUGCUAGAUUUAAUCGCAUCGGAAAACGGCAACGGCAAGAAAGAAUGCAGAUUUUCAAAUUAGUUUUAUUUUUUUCUUGGUUCCUUCAAUUGUUUAAAUGACCUUCCUGUGGUUUUUGUCUCUUGUUGAUGUAUGUAAUCCUGUUAUUGAAACAUGGGGAAUGUGAGCAGUUGAAUAUAGUGCACAACACAAGAAACUGCAGUGUGUACGUCUGUAAAGUGUGAUGAGCUUCAGUCGGGUUGUGUAUGAUUGACCUGCUACUGUUUUCACAUCUGUUUACUAUUACUGCAACUGUAAAUUCUGCUUUGUUUUCUAUCGAGCUUAUUCUGCGAUACGGAUGAGCAUUGUUGUUUUAAACACCGACCUAAUUUCGCCAAGUAGGACAUGUUCCUUGAUUAGCAUCUUUGUUGAUCCUGGAACAACAUUUCAAUCAACCUAUUAGAAUUAAGGGAUAGGGUCGUUUGUUAUCCAACUAUUAUUCCCCUCUGAUUUUGUGAAUAAUUAACAGUUAUGGUUGCGUUUAGGGGUCGUGAAAUAUAUAUUCAAAAAGGCGGCAACACCAAAGCUCCAAAAAUACCAAUUUAUUUAAUACAAAGGAUGAUACCAUAGAUAUAUACACUAGAUA
Messenger RNA from Danio rerio (zebrafish), 2758 nucleotides. NCBI's taxonomy places the organism in Eukaryota, Metazoa, Chordata, Actinopteri, Cypriniformes, Danionidae. The record is from RefSeq and is a predicted model, not a curated record.